AUGUCCAUCUCGGUCACGACUGCCUCACGCGACCAGGCUGGAAAAGAAGGCAACUUCAACGUAUAUCUCACGGCGUUGUUGGGCUUUACCGCGCACGGCGCACGGGCGCAGUUCUUGUCGUGGUCGAUGGCUUGGGAACGCGAAGUUAUGGCGCAGAGUGACGCACUCAAAGAAUUUCUGUCCGCAGCGCCCAAGAGCGAGUACGGCGCGUUCGCCGGGGGCACCGGCCGGACCAACUUCAGCACCAAGCAGCUCACGGAGCUCGAGAAGGAGUUCCACUUCAACAAAUACCUGACGAGAGCGAGACGAAUCGAGAUCGCGUCUGCACUUCAACUCAAUGAAACCCAAGUCAAGAUUUGGUUCCAAAACAGAAGGAUGAAACAAAAGAAGAGAAUGAAGGAAGGUCUUGUGGCUCCCGAUACCCCUACUCCGGCUACCAACGAUAACAGUAACGACUCUGAUUCAACUGCAACCACAAACUCAAAUGGUACUAGCAGUAACGGGCCAAGUUCUACCAACAAGCCGGACUCUCCUUCAACAACUUCAGGAACUUCCAACAACAACAACACUAAUGGUAGCAGUAUUAACAGUAAAAAUGUCAGUAACGUGGACGACUCGCCUGUCAGUAACGGGGUAGGCAACUGUAGUAACAGUAGGGAUAGCAGUAAGCUAGGUAGCAGCAGUAGCAACAUAAAAACUGCACCCAAUAGUGUUUCUAAUAAAAAUUCAAUUAGCGUUUCUCAGACUUUAAUGAUCACUUCAAAGCAAGCCAAAUCGCAAGCGUUGCCCGCCUCCACACACGCGCCACCGUAAUACAUUAUCUAUAUUUGUUCAUCUUUUUGUAUGUAAUUUAGAUCUAAUUUAUCAGCAUUAUGGUCGCCAUUUUUUCAUCUGUUUGUAUGUUAUUU
Messenger RNA from Hyalella azteca, 908 nucleotides. Its product is annotated as homeotic protein proboscipedia-like. Gene Ontology annotation, biological process: regulation of transcription by RNA polymerase II. The record is from RefSeq and is a predicted model, not a curated record. Lineage: Eukaryota; Metazoa; Arthropoda; Malacostraca; Amphipoda; Hyalellidae. Gene Ontology annotation, cellular component: nucleus. The transcript is spliced from 2 exons. The coding region runs from base 1 to 813 and encodes 270 amino acids. Gene Ontology annotation, molecular function: RNA polymerase II cis-regulatory region sequence-specific DNA binding; DNA-binding transcription factor activity, RNA polymerase II-specific.